CUGCAGAUAACAUUACGUCUGUGGAUGUGAAGUGACAUAAAUGAAUGGAAUAGAAAAAUAGAUUCAUAUUUCUGUGUGUCCUCUGUGCAGCAUGGUCUCUUGGAGAACAUCAAACAUCGGAAAACAUCAUGGAAUCAAUAAAGAUCAAGAGCAAUGCGAGGAAGUCAACCUACAGUGGGAGGCCGAAUGCAGCCCACCAGGAGCAGCUGAGAAUGAGACAAGCCUUAAAACUGAAGUCCAAUGCCAACCGUGUCCCAGUGAAGUCAUCACCAACAACAUGGAAGAGCCCCGGAUGGUCCCUGAGCGCAAGAGUGCGUCAAGGCACCAGGGACGAGCUUCUAACUCCAAUGGUCGUCGCGAAUGACAAGGAGAGCAUUCCAGAAGCUGCAGCAUUGAACAGUGACAUGAGCAGCGGAUCGGGGAAUGUCGAAAAUGGCGCCAGGAGUGAGAAGAAAAGUCCAGAUCAGAGAAGCCUCUGGUCACUCUUUUCAGCUCCAAAAGAGAAGGUAGAUGAAAACGCAUCCCAGGUAGAUUCCAUCACCAAUGGUUCUGGUAAAAGCGAUGAUGACCAUCUUACACCUCAACGUGUCAAAAGAGCUCCAUCACGAGAUCCAAGGAUUAGAAAGAGAGAGGAGUCUAAGGCAGAGCUCACCAAAAAGAUCAGUCCAACUUCUUUCAAUCUCUUGUCAAAAAUGAAACCACUGAAAAGUGCUUCAAGGAACUUCUUUGCACAUCUGGGGAAAAAGCCAGAUGUUUCUGCUAGCCCGGAAGUUAGUGCGACUUCAGAACAUGAUAGAGUUACAUUGGACUCUCAAAAUGAUGCAAGUAACGCUGCAACAGAGCAUCGUGACAGCAGAGUAGGUAAAGGGCAACAGUUGUGUCAAGAAACAAAAACUUAAAAGACAUCAGAAAAAAGAGCUCAAAGAAGGAAGAGAAUUAUGAGCAAAAUUGCAAUAUACUUCAUCUGAGAGAGCAAGCAAGGAUUUGCUCAAGUGCUAGAGAUAAAAAGGAAAAUUCUGUGACGGUAGAACAUUCUA
Messenger RNA from Strongylocentrotus purpuratus (purple sea urchin), 1037 nucleotides. RefSeq lists its product as uncharacterized. The transcript is spliced from 2 exons. The coding region runs from base 129 to 899 and encodes 256 amino acids. Lineage: Eukaryota; Metazoa; Echinodermata; Echinoidea; Camarodonta; Strongylocentrotidae. The record is from RefSeq and is a predicted model, not a curated record.